AUGUUUAUGGCAGCUGCGCAGACCCUCAACAUCCCCACUCGCUCCGGCAGCAUCGUCUCGCUCCCCCAGCCCAGCACCAUCACCGGCAGCGUCAACUUCGGUAACAAGGAGUUCGACCGCGGUCGGCCCUGCAACUCGGACGAGGACACUGGCAGCGACAGCGCCGUCUUUAUCCUCCAGAACGGCGCGUCCAUCUCCAACGUCAUCAUUGGCGCAAAUGCGCUCGAGGGCGUGCACUGCUUGGGUAUGUUUUAUAUUUGUGUUGUGAUUCUGCAAGAAAGGUACUGA
This is a messenger RNA of Alternaria ventricosa, 288 nucleotides long. RefSeq lists its product as uncharacterized. The coding region runs from base 1 to 288 and encodes 95 amino acids. Gene Ontology annotation, cellular component: extracellular region. The transcript has 2 exons. Gene Ontology annotation, molecular function: pectate lyase activity. NCBI's taxonomy places the organism in Eukaryota, Fungi, Ascomycota, Dothideomycetes, Pleosporales, Pleosporaceae. The record is from RefSeq and is a predicted model, not a curated record.